This is a messenger RNA of Ailuropoda melanoleuca (giant panda), 1603 nucleotides long. RefSeq names its product small nuclear ribonucleoprotein polypeptide A' (gene SNRPA1). The record is from RefSeq and is a predicted model, not a curated record. NCBI's taxonomy places the organism in Eukaryota, Metazoa, Chordata, Mammalia, Carnivora, Ursidae. Bases 438 to 1205 code for a protein of 255 amino acids. Gene Ontology annotation, molecular function: U2 snRNA binding; protein binding. The transcript has 9 exons. Gene Ontology annotation, biological process: mRNA splicing, via spliceosome. Gene Ontology annotation, cellular component: U2 snRNP.
CGAAUGGGAACCUGAAGUUCCUGGCCCCCUUCACUGGAUCCCACGGGUGCCCGUCCCUCCUCGGUGGAGUGAGGACAGACAGAGUCUCCUCCCACCUCAAGGUGCAUCGAUGCAUAAGAAAUUUCCACUCGAGGGCUUUCACAUUUUGCUUACUUGCGGGGACAGACAUCUGGAAUCAGGGGCCCUCCUCCAAAUACGCUCCAAAGAAGAACCCAGAGCCAGCCACAAGCUCAGCACUCGCCUGGACUUCCAAAGAGAACGAGAUCGGGGGCGUCGCUCUUCGAUUGCUUCUGCCUGGACGUCGAGCUGCGCGCUCAUGCGCCGGCUGCGAUUGGCGUUGCCUUGCGGCGGGGCGCGGAGGACGCCGGGAAGUCUGGCGGGCGGGAGGCGGCGGGAAUAGGCGGCGGGCCGUCGCACCAGCAGCGGGAGGCGGCAGGAUGGUGAAACUGACGGCGGAGUUGAUCGAGCAGGCGGCGCAGUACACCAACGCCGUGCGGGACCGCGAGCUGGACCUCCGGGGGUAUAAAAUUCCUGUCAUUGAAAAUCUAGGUGCUACCUUAGACCAGUUUGAUGCUAUUGAUUUUUCUGACAAUGAAAUCAGGAAACUGGAUGGUUUUCCUUUGUUGAGAAGACUGAAAACAUUAUUAGUGAACAACAAUAGAAUAUGCCGUAUAGGUGAGGGACUUGAUCAGGCUUUACCCUGUCUGACAGAACUCAUUCUCACCAACAACAGUCUUGUGGAACUGGGUGAUCUGGACCCUUUGGCAUCUCUCAAAUCACUGACUUACCUAAGUAUUCUGAGAAAUCCUGUCACAAAUAAGAAGCAUUACAGACUGUAUGUAAUUUAUAAAGUUCCGCAAGUCAGAGUACUGGAUUUCCAGAAGGUGAAACUAAAAGAGCGUCAGGAAGCAGAGAAAAUGUUCAAGGGCAAACGGGGUGCACAACUUGCAAAGGAUAUUGCCAGGAGAAGCAAAACUUUCAACCCAGGUGCUGGUUUGCCAACUGACAAAAAGAAAGGUGGGCCGUCUCCGGGGGAUGUAGAAGCAAUCAAGAAUGCUAUAGCAAAUGCGUCCACCCUGGCUGAAGUGGAGCGGCUGAAGGGCUUGCUACAGUCUGGUCAGAUACCUGGCCGGGAACGCAGAUCAGGCCCCACUGAUGAUGGUGAAGAGGAGAUGGAAGAAGACACAGUCCCAAAUGGGUCCUGAGCAAUGUGGCCUGAGUCCCUGCAGGAUGUAUAAUGCACCUCCUUGGGACAAGUCCUGCUUCUUGAACUUGGAAUAAUAGCCUUGUUUGGGUCAGCAAAGUGAAGUUCAUAAGCAUUGUUGAAAUGCUUAAGACUGCUUCUGGUAAUUUUGUAAUAUUACCAAUUUUGAAAUCUAAAUGCCAGUUUUCUACAAAUAGUAAAAACACAACGACGUUCACUGUGCUGCCAAGUGUCUGUCAUGGGGCGGGGUGGGGGGUGUGCAGUGCAGUGAGGUAUAUGGACUGUGGGAAAGUUGGAAAUGCCCAAGGGCAGUGUUUCUAGGUAGGCUUCCCAGGCCUCUAUAAAAUGUUUAGAUUUUUAAAUUCUUAAUAAAACUCAAGACUAUCUGUGUGCUGCCAA